Messenger RNA from Cuscuta campestris, 2612 nucleotides. NCBI's taxonomy places the organism in Eukaryota, Viridiplantae, Streptophyta, Magnoliopsida, Solanales, Convolvulaceae. The record is from the annotation of a GenBank genome assembly.
AGGCUACUUCCGCCGUAAGUACGAUCCCUGGCGACCGUUCACCCCUAGAAGCAAUCGACGACGAUAUACUGACCGAAGAGAUGGAUCUGAGAAUCUUUAGGUUUGGGAAAGAAGGAGGGAUCAUCGAAGCUAUCCAGAUUACUGGCAUAAUUCAAGGAACCGACGAGGAUACGAUAUCCACAUCCCACGGAUUCAACGCGAAAGUCCUAAUCAAUCUCACUCCUUCCGAAUUCAAACCAAGAACAGAAGGAAAUGUUGUUACAGCUUCAGGGAAUGAUAAGUUAGGAAGAGAAGUAGAGGACCUAGGUAUUGUUAAUCCUCUGCAGCUGGAAGAAUUCCCAAGAGUAGAACAAGCUAAAAGGAACUCUUCACUGGAGCCACUGAGCCGGGAAGAGCAAUGUUUAAUUGACGGGCUGUUUAACCAAAAUUUGGAGGUGCAAGCAUCAAGUUUGGGGGACCCUAUGCAAUCAGAGCUGGACCUCAUGAUAAUUGAUGAUAAAGUAGAAGAUCAGGCAGGAGGAGACCUUCAAAAACAGUAUGAGAUGCUAAAGCCGAUUUUCGAACAACACAUUAGCGAUGACUUUGAGAAUUCUCUUUGGAUGAUCAAGGAAGCGUUACGCUCGCCUUUUGUCAAGGAUAAGAUCCAACAGGGGCUAGUGUCAACACUUCGGGGGAAGGCAAUAAAAGCGAAAAGGGAGGCUAUGAAGAGUGCACAGUGCAUCAGGGCUAUUAAACUGAAAGCUUCAGCACUGGGAAAGCCACUGAAACUGGGCAGGAAAACAGCCAUGGGAAUCUAUCCGGGCAGUGCUAAAGUCUGUGUAGAAAUGGAUGUCUCCAUUUCCAAACCUCCUAAGAUUCAUCUUAGACUUGGCACAAGAGACCUAUGGCUACCUUGCUCAUAUGAAGAUCAUCCCCCUUUCUGUUCAAAAUGCCUAAGGUUUGGUCACCAGCUUUCCCAUUGCCAGAAACUCUCAUCUCAGGCAGAAUUGUUGGGGCCCUCAAGAGCGGGAGGUUCAAAGCAAGAAUGGAAAAUGGUCAUGAGGAAGGUUCCAAAACCCAGUCAUGAUUUGAGGCGUAAGGCCCCCACCCCUGAGGAACUUUCUUCUCAAACAGAAACUGAAUACGAGGCUAAUCCAACCCAAGAGAAUAGGGAAAGAAUGCAAAAAGCCAAUGCUGAGCUCAUCCUUGCAACCAAGUUGGAGGAUGUUUUGAUAGCUUCUCAAGAUUUCUUCAUGGGGCAACAUAUUCCAAAAGCUUAUGGAAGCACCUUUCUAACCCUCAUUCCUAAAACAGAAAACCCAAAGAGAUUUGAGGAUUAUAGACCAAUCUCCCUGUCCACAUUCAUGAGCAAGAUUAAUACAAAAAUCCUGGCCAAGAGGCUAAACACCCUCCUACCCAAACUGAUCUCCAAGGAGCAAGCAGCAUUUCAAAAGGGAAAAUCAAUUGAUGAUCACAUCCUCAUGGCACAGGAGGCAGUUCAUCUUUUGGAUAAAAAAAGUGUAUGGAGAAAUCUGCUCAAACUCAAGGUCACUCUAGAUAUAUACCUCAAGGCUACUGGGCAAGAGAUCAACCUUAACAAGAGCAGAUUCUACACAUCAAAGCACAUAACCAGCUCCCAAAAUCAACACAUGGAGAAGGCUCUAGGAAUCAAAAGAGGGAACCUAUCUUUUACCUAUCUGGGAGCUCCUAUCUGUAAAGGGAUUCUGAGAAAAGAGCACUGCAAAGAUAUCUUGGGACAUUUUGAAAAACUUAUUCACUCUUGGUACAGCAAGACUCUCAACCAGAUGGGUAGACUUAUACUAAUAAAACAUGUUUUAUCUUCAAUCCCAUUACAUACCCUUGCUGUCCACACCAUUCCCAAAUCAAUCAUCCACACCCUCAACAGAUACAUGGCCAACUUUUUGUGGGGACAAAAGGAAGGAUCCCAUAAAUACCACUGGGUUAGAUGGGCACAAAUAACAAAACCUGAUGUAGAGGGAGGGCUGGGGAUCAAAAGCUUAAAGGACCUACAACAAGCAUACACCCUUAAACUUUGGUGGAAGGCAAGAAAUGACAUUGGGAUAUGGGGGCCCUAUGUGAGAGCCAGGUAUAUGAAAACAGGAAUCAUGAAGGAAAGGAUCACUGACUCUCCAACAUGGAAAAGGAUUUGCAGAUCUAAUGAUCUGGCAACAUCCCAUACCACCACUACUAGUUCAGGCUUGCUUUGGGAAGGAGGAAACUUCAGCCUCAAGAGUGCUUUCAACAUGGUCCAGGGAAGUGGGACAAACAUAUUAUCCUGUAAAUACAUUUGGCACAGCUCAAACAUCCCAAAAAUCAAGAUCUUCUUGUGGAGACUCCUAAACAGUGCCCUUCCUUUCCCUAAAAACCUAUGCCGUUUCAUGGCAGCCCUUCCCAGUUUCUGUCCUCUUUGCCAUAAAGAUAACGAUGACAUUGAUCACUCCAUGCUCCACUGUCCAACUGCAAAAGAGGUAUGGAACUUCAUGGCUUCCAUUUCCAAUGGCCCAAGGGUUAAGGAGAACACCACAUUACGUCAACAUCUUCUUGCAUGGUAGUUUGGUAGCAACACCAAACACUUCAGAGGUAAACAAAAAGAAUGAAGUGAUGAAUUCCUG